Molecule: messenger RNA, 3924 nt
Organism: Peromyscus maniculatus bairdii (prairie deer mouse)
Lineage: Eukaryota; Metazoa; Chordata; Mammalia; Rodentia; Cricetidae
Gene: Aqp9
Product: aquaporin 9
Biological process (GO): glycerol transmembrane transport; water transport
Cellular component (GO): plasma membrane; basolateral plasma membrane
Molecular function (GO): glycerol channel activity; water channel activity; urea transmembrane transporter activity
Source: RefSeq, a predicted model, not a curated record
CUCACUAAUUCAAGCAAAUAGCAGCGGGCAGGGACGGACUGCCGGCCCGAAGCAGACAAGGAUUAAGUCACAGCCUCCAAUUGGGCCGGCCUUUGCAUAGUCAGUAUCUCCCCAGCCAUCUCCAGGAAUCCACCAGGAGCUAAGUGUUCCUCUCUUUAUGUGGUAGUGAGGACAAGGACCAGAGCAAGCAGGCCUUGGUGGAAGGCGCACCUCUGGCAGAAACCCCGAGAUGCCUUCUGAGAAGGAACGCACCAAGAGGAGCCUCACACAGAGGCUGGCCCUGAAAAGCCGGCUAGCUAAGGAGACAAUCUCUGAGUUCCUGGGCACCUUUAUAAUGAUUGUCCUUGGAUGUGGCUCUGUUGCCCAAGCGGUUCUCAGUCGAGGACAUCUUGGUGGAAUUGUCACCAUCAAUGUUGGAUUUGCCAUGGCAGUUGUGAUGGCUAUUUACGUCACUGGAGGUGUCUCUGGAGGCCACAUCAACCCAGCUGUGUCUUUUGCAAUGUGCGUCUUUGGAAGGAUGGAAUGGUUCAAGUUACCAUUUUAUGUGGGAGCCCAGUUUUUAGGAGCCUUUGUGGGGGCCGCAGCUGUCUUUGGUGUUUACUAUGAUGGACUCAUGGCCUUUGCUGAUGGACAAUUGCUCAUCGUGGGAGAAAACGCAACAGCGUUCAUUUUUGCAACCUACCCAGCUCCAUUCAUAUCCCUGCCAAACGCCUUUGUAGACCAAGUGCUGUCUACCAUGUUCCUCCUUCUGAUUGUCUUCGCCAUUUUUGACUCCAGAAACAUGGGGGUCCCCAGAGGCCUAGAGCCCGUUAUCAUUGGCCUCCUGAUCAUUGCCCUUUCUUGUUCUCUGGGCCUCAACACCGGCUGCGCCAUGAACCCAGCUCGAGACCUGAGCCCCAGGCUCUUCACCGCUCUGGCAGGAUGGGGGUUUGAGGUCUUCACAGUUGGAAAUAACUUCUGGUGGAUUCCUGUUGUGGGUCCUAUGGUUGGUGCCGUCCUUGGAGGCCUCUUCUACAUUCUUUUAAUCCAAAUGCAUCACUCAGACCCCAGCUCAGAAGCGAAGGCAGAGCCAUAUGAGAACAAGCUAGAGAAACAUGAACUCAGCGUCAUCAUGUAGUGGUGUGACCAGGUCUAGAUUUACUAUUCAUUUGGUUCUCUCUUCAGAAAAGAUGGCAUCUGUGUGGUAUACUUUGGUGAGAACUGGGGACGGGGUAGGGGGAGAUCUACCCAGUUUUCUCUAGCUAUUGGGGACAAACCAUCGCAAAGGCAGUCAUGAAAAGCCCCACCCUCCCAAGAAUAGCACUGUCUCCUACUUUAUUGCAUCUUUGAUGGAAGUCCUUCCUCCCAGGUGAUUGCUAAAAAUUUGGAAACUUGACCAUGGACUUGGCUGGACGGCCUCAGAGUUCUUUAUUACCCUGUAUGAAACAGUGUCACCGAAGGCUCUGUCCUCACAAUCUACAAAUGCAAUGUUCUGAAACGCAAAGGCCUAACAGUGGCUGUGCUUAACACCUACAGAAAUGGGGAGCAAAGAGUUAACACUCCACCAAGCUGAGCGCAGUCUCUGCAUAGGAGCUGGUAUCCUCCCAACCUAGGGCUAUAGAAAACACCAGAAAGCAGCUGGAAAGAGUGCUGUGGCAUUUAGAAACCUCAAGACACAUGAUAAAUUUGGGAAACUGAAUGAUUUUUUUUUAAAUGGAAACCAUUUGUCAGAUUAAUCUCUUGCUCUUCUGCAUCUUAGAUGGUCUCAAUUAAUUUCCAAGUCUUUAAGUAUGUAAUAACCUAAAAUAUGAUUGUAACCUUGGUGGUGAAAAAUCCGUCACUCGAUCUUUUUGGCACAAAUGUGUUUUCCUAAUGGCUCAGUCGAGGACAGACCUCUGGAGUAGGCCGUGGCUGCAGUCAUCUGUGUCCCCAGAAGCCCAAACUAAAAGCUAGUGGGAGCUGGCCAAGCAGACUGAAGUUGAAGGUAGAAAAAGUCCCUGGGAUACAAGCAUGAACGACAAGCCUUAUCGAUCACAAGACACUCAUAGGUGUCAUCACAGUUGAUCCCAACGUCGAUCGCCUGAGGUAAAUAACCACAGCAGCCAUUUUCCAAAUGAAAUUCUCAUGUGAACUCAGCAAGUUGCCCUCUGUUUUGCAGGGUGCCUUAUGCCUCCCAGAAGCUCGCUAGCUGACUGAGGGUGUUAGACAUCCCAGUCAGGCUUAUGUGAAAGGGGGCAUCAGUGGCUUCCAUCUGAUCAUUUUCAUUUCAUUUCUCUGAGAGAAACACUCUCAGAGGUCUUUCUUCCUCAGCCACUCUUGAUUUCCUCCCCAGCCAGUCCUCCCCAGCCUCCUGGAGACAGUUUUCUAACUAAUGCUGCUUUCAACUGGAAUGAGAAAUGCUCCACAUCGGGGGACACACCUUCAUCACAACUGGUAAAAGACCAGCAUUCCUAGAGACAACAGCUUCCCCAGGCAUUUUGCAAGGACAACAGAACAGGACAUGAAUAAGAAAUGUCUCCAACGCUCUGUGCUGUGCAGCCUGUGGACAUAUGGACUCACUUUCUAACUCUGAAAUUACCUACAUAUUUUUUUAGUUUAAAUGCAUUUGGGGGGAUAUUAUUGUGUUUAGGGUUUUUUUCCCCCAUUUGAUGGCUACCAAACAUCCUUCAUUCAGAGUUUGUUGAUACUGUCUAGGAAUUUGAUUUCUUGUGAGGAUUUUAGAAAAUAUUAAUGCCCAGUUAGUCCUCUACAGAUAGCUCAGGUGGUUCAGGCAUGCAUCAAGGACGGGAAACAUGGACCGGAUUGAAUCCUAUGGGUCUAAGUUUUCCUUGAAAGCCAUGUACAGUUGUCAGAAUGGACUUGCUGGUAGUGCCUUUGGUUCCUGGUGGAUUACAGCAUGGUACUGGCAAUCUUGCUCUCUCUUCCCCCUGCUCAGAACAUCUGGAAACAUCUGGAGACACUGAUGGCUGUCACAACUAGGAAUAGGGGAAAGAGUUAAUGGAUAGAGAUGCUGCCACAACAAGGCAAUAUCAAACGCAUGUCAAUCAUUGCCAGACUGAGAGACCCUGGAGUUUUGGAAGGUGAGGAGAUAAUCGAGAGACUGAGGCCCUGUACCCUGGAUUCAAGUUCUGUAGUGAGCAGAGAUGUUGAACAAGCCAGAACAGAGCCUUAUGGUAGAUUCUAAUUCUUAGAGCAGGAGGCAAUCCAAACUUUGAGGUUUUUUUUUUUUUGGGGGGGGGUAGAUUGUGCAAUAGAUGAUCCAUGCAGUUGCUCAUUAAAUACCACCAGAUGAGCAAUGAUCAAGAAAAUGAAGAGAAAGUGUGCGGUGCUGGAAGUCCACCCUGGGAAGGACAUCUUAACAGGAAAAAAGCUCCCUUGUUCUAUGCUCAGAUCCACUCCUGUCCCAGAUCUACAGUGAACAUAUUUGCCUCUGUUGGAUUCUUCACCAAGAGAAUGUCUGUGAAGUUACUUGGUCCUGCACCAGCAUCACCAGCAGAGCCAAGACUCUCCUUUGAAAAGAACUCCUUUAGGAAUUAUAGUUACAACAUUCCUCCCCCUGCCCCCCAUCAGUUGCAAAGUUCCUAGGAGCAUUUAUCUUAAUGUCAAAAACCAGAAUUUUCUGUGAUUUCCCUGACCAGUUGAGGUCUCAAAGCAUGGUUCUACCCAGCAAAUACCUCAGCAAUUAUUUAGUUGUUAGAUAGGAUUACUGAAGCUAAAAAUAUUUUUUAAUUUAAUCCUUAAGACAUAAUUAUAAUUUAAGUUGCGUGCACGUACACACACACACACACACACACACACACACACAUCUUGUUAUAUAAGUUAUUUCAGCAUUCAGCAAUAUCAUGGGAAAAGAAUUGGAAUUUCUGAUUACAGAGAAUGGUUUCUAAGCUUUGUUUAGCCAUAAAAAAUGAUUGUUCAAAUAAAAUUUUGUGUGGUAUCCACAAA